AUGUUCUCAAACAACAAAGUAAAGAGCGGAAUAGUCCAAGAGAACGAAGACCCGAGACGGCAAAAAAAUGAACUUUUUAAAGAAAACAGAAGAGAAAACAAGGUUUGAAACAAAAAAAAAAACCGUUUCAAAAAUUUGUCAAUAGAGCGCGGAUGCUGAGGAAGUUAUCGGGCGCGAGUCAAGUAUUUUGAACUCCCAGCUGAUUGAGCUGCCAAUAAUUUCUUCCUCCAAUAAAAAUCGUGAGUUUUUUUUUCUUGGGUUUUCGUAAUCAAAAGGUGUUAGCGAGGUUAAUAGUGACAUAAUGUAGGAAAAUUAUGGUUGUUUGUUUUUGUAACUUUUUUUUUCUUGCUGUAUUGCCAUGAACUUUUUCCUCUGAUUGUUUCUCAAAAAAACCUCGGACCGGAGUGGCCACUAUAGUAGCGUCAGCUCUCUCAAGGGAUGAGCUUUAUUUCACUUUUCAGCAUCGAGUGUUGCAUUGAAACCUACAAAUAUCGCAUUGGGAUUGGAAAAUUUUUUUAAAUGUAGUGAAGCUCCUUCUUACUCACCCGACCAUAUGGAUGGAGACAUUGAUUUGGAUUCGAUAUUCCCAUGCAGUUCGUGAGUUAUACUGCUCAAUAGCAAAAAAAAAACCAAUUUUUUGUUUAGAAAUGUUUUGCCAAGACUUCCAACGCCAUUUUGUAAAACUAAUCAUUCGAAAAGGAACACUCCGAACUCACGCAUAAGCCAGGACGACCUUUUCGAAUCACAGGUUUGAAUGAAUUCAUUGUCGGUUCAAAAUUCAUGGUUUCAGUCGAAAUAUGUCAAGUCCAAAUACAGCGAAAACAACAACGUGGUAAGUAGGCUCACCCAUAGGCUGGCAGUGCUUUCUUAGGUAGAAGAAUUGAAUUUUGCCCGAAGCGCUCUUAAGACGAAGCAGAUAGAAUGUCCCUUCCCAGAAGUUAUGGUUAUCCAGUUCAGAGGUAUGCGGUUUUUUGAUGAGUGUAGAUUAUUUUCUUUUGUAACAAGGUUCGAAAAAGGUCGAUGUCCGGUUGGUGGCUCCAUUUCUUAAUUCAAUUAACGACCACGGCUGUUUCGUCAUUGUUACGAGAAAUGAGCUCUAUCAGUACGAAGGAGACAAAAGCAACAUCCUGGAAAGAAAUACGGUUUGAAACAAAUAAUUUACAGAUGAAUUUUUUUCAACUAUUAAGGCAGUUCGAUUUUGCACCAGCAUCGUAUCUAAAAGCGAGCUGUUCUGCUAUGCAAAAAAGGCGACAAUCGUAACAGGUAGCCGAAAUAGUUUUCUCAAAUAGGAAAUUAUUUUGGAAAGAAGUCUAAAGUUUUCUGAACUCACCCCAGACACUCUGAAGUUCUAGAUGAGUAUUUGACAUAGUUAAUACUCACGGAAACUUGGUCCUUAUGGGGUUUAGAGUUUGACCCUGGAGACUCUAAAACUCAAGUUGUCCCUAUCGGGGUCUUUCAAUUUCAUUAAAAAAACGCUUAUUCAUUUGGUUUCUCGCAUGGAAGGGUUUCUUCGCAUAGAUUUCAUAAAAAUUAUCGAUUAGCAUGCCCUCUAUAGGAGCCACUAAAUGAACGCUUUUUGGGACCACUUUUCCAAGCUUCAGUGACCCCUAGAGGCGACCUCCAAGGGCCUCUAAGAUUGCCCCUAUAGGGACCACUCUGGAGACCCUAAGAAAGCUCCGAAAUCUAGCAGGGUACGAUUCACUGCUGAAUACGGAGUUCAAAAAAAAAAAAAAAGAGUUCGAAAUCCCAAAAUAAAGCAGGUAGCGAACAUGGAAAUCUUCACCCAGCCCUUCAACGUCUUUCAAAACUUUUCUAAGAACUCCAGAGUAGUUCCUAAAGGGGCCCUUCAAGCUUCCCUUCUAGAGAACACUUUACCGACCCCAAUAGGGGCCUCUAAACUUGCGAAAGAGGUCCUUUAGGGGUUUUAUUUAGUGCUCCCUAGAGGCGACAUGCGAGUCGAUAAUUUUUUAUGAAACCUGUGCGAUUUUAGGCGAAAAACUAAAUAAAUAACCUUUAAGAAUGAAAUUGUAAGACCUCUAUAGGGGCCACUUAAGCUUUAGGGGCAAAGGGUCAGACGCCCUUUUUCGGUCUCAUUUAGGGGCUGUUUUUCCCCCUAACCUCUGUAGGGACCACUCUGAAAUUCCUAAGCUAUAGGAAAUCCAAAACUGUAUGCUCAAAUGUCUUCUUUGUUAUGGAACUCUUAUGCUCUCAGGAGAUCCGCUGAACUCCAUUCUCGUUUCGGCUCUGGAACCCGGAGAAGACUUCCCCGAGCGCUUCCAAAGUGUGGAUGGGUUCGAAAAUGUGGCUUCUGAGUGCAACGUCGUCUACCGGGUCGUUGGAGGAGCUCAGGUCGAGGUCCUGCUGUACGGCCGGAGGCUUUCGAUUUCUCUUCUAAAUCCUGACGAGGUACACUUUUCCUGUUAGUCUGGUCGGAAUGCUUGUUUGUGAGGGUAUGUUAUCAGAUGUUCAUAUUCGCAGUCGUAAGGUCAGUCACUCAUACUGGGCGGCCUCAUUUCGUAGUCCCUGCGUGUAUCAAUAAUGCAAUCUUGCGCUGUUCCAAAGGGCAAAACAUAUUUUCGCGAAGUCAUAACUGCGUCGUGGGGAUUUUCCGUGAGAGAUUGGUUAUCAACCGAAAGAAGACCGUGAAAAAUAGGUAAUACUGAAAAGUUCCUUUGAGGAUUCUGAGAGGGAGCUAAUAAAGUUUCUCUAAAAGCUCCUAAAAUGAUGUUCGAGCUCCUUUUUCAUAUCCUGAGCAAAUUUUGAAUCCCCUUGAAUCUUUUCAGUAGCUUCCAGCAUACGUUUUGUUAAAGGAUAUGAAAAAGAUGCAAAAAUGAGAUAAAAAGAUUUGCUAGGGGCCCUCACAAGGUCUUUUUUUUAGAAAAGCUUUUUAGGAUCUUUUUCACACGGGCAAUGUUCAAAAAGUCUAAAAAAAAGACUUUUGAAAACAAGGUUUUUAUGCAUAUUUUUUUCUUAAUUUUUUUGAAAAGGACUUUUUAGGAGGAAAAAAAGUAGGAUGCUGAGAAAAGGUGAAAAAAAAAGGAGAUUUCGAGAAACUUUUGGAAAAUUUUUAGAAACUUAAAAAGGAGCUUUAGACUCAUUUUUGAGGUCGUCUAGACUUUACCUGUCUCAGUUUUGGCCAAGAAAUAAAUAAUUAGUCAGUCUGCUUCAAAAAACUCAAAAUUUAAUUAGGUAUUCGUUUUCGACUUCGGCAGCGAGAUCUACGUUUGGACUGGGAAAAACUCGAGGAACCAAGAUAAACUCACUGCAACGGAUUUCUCUAGACAAUUGGUACUGCCUGAGUAGCUCAAAAAAUACGAUCUCUCGAGAUAUUUCAGCUUGGGAAAAACGUUUCGAAUGCGCGACUAGUUUUUGGAGUACCAGAUAACCAGAGACCCAAAUGGGCUCUUUCUCGACGUGUGUAUCAAAACGCUCAGGUAUUGAGGCUGCAAUUCCAAAUCAUCAGUGAAUAGGACCCUCUCUUCACCUUCAAAUUUGACGAUUGGAAAGAAAAUGUCAGCAAAAAAUGCAUUCCAGUGAAAGCAAGUCCUUCUCGAAAGGUAAAAGUUCUCGAAAUACGCAACUUUAAGAGAAAAUAGUCUAGAUUUUCGAAAAAAGAGCAAUUGUCAAGGAUAGUCCUGAAGAGUUGGCGACACGGAUGUUGGCUGAAGAACCUUCGGCUCCGGUUCUCACUCUAGGUUCUGAAACCGGAUAACCCCAUAAAUCGCAACCGAUUUUCAGAAAACCACGAAUUUAAAAGAGAUUUGAAAGACGUCGUAACGGAGGACGUUAGUUUAUGGCAUUUGGUAGACGAAAAUCUCGAGCCGAUUGAUUUCUCCAAUGUUUUCUAUUCUACAAAAUGUUACGUGCUCCGCUGGAAGUACAGAAUUCAAGUCUCAGGUUAGACUCGCCAAGGUCAAAACAGAAAAAAUGAAGAUUUGUAGGGGUUCGGCGUAUGAAGACAGGCGAAGUGGAAGAGCGGACGACUGGCAGAACUCGAAUCGCGUUUUUCUACUGGCUCGGUUCACGGUUGGUGGUUUUAUAGGCCUAAUAAACUGGACGAUUUUUUUCAAAACUGAAAUUUUCUAUCGGCAAUCGCAGUAAUCACAGGACGUUUCUAGGCAUUUCUAGGAUCACUCAAAAGCGCUGACGCUACUAAAGUGGUCACUAGAAAUGCUCCGACACGUCCGUUUCGCGUUACCAAGUCCAAGAUAGAAUUUAUACGAGCUCUAAAUGUCAAAUUUGAGGGGCUAGUUUUCAAAUAGAAUACAUUUUCGCAGAAUAUUUUAAAAGUAAGAGUAAAUGACUGUUAAAAAAUGGUUUUCAAUGCGUUUCAAAGUUAUCCUUUCCUCGGGCGAAUUCGAAAUUAUGGAUGAUAGCUGCUGAAAAGAGAGGCUCAAAAAAGGCCGCAAAAGGGGUCCUUUUAUGGAGCUUUCCAUUUUUUCUGGGAUUUUGAAGGCUUAGGGAAUGGUGGAAAAAGGAAGAGGCAGCAAAAAUGGUUUUCAUAAGGGCCGAUGAAAUGGCGCAAAAAGGCAGCAAAAAAGGAGCCUUUUUCCACCUUUCUGACUUUGCCUAUGUUGUAAGGUAACUUCCGUCAGUUUGAAUAUUUUGUAAUUUAUUUCUUUUUAUUAAAACGAAAUUGAUACGUGGGUCUUCCAGAACGACUCCCAAACAACACGGCCUUUGCGCGCUCCGGAUAAGGGACAUUGACAAAGAUAAAAGCCCUCACAUUCGAGUGGAACAGGGCAACGAGCACAGCGUUUUUCUUGCUUUAUUCAAUGGAUCAUUCGUCACAAAGUGAGUCACGAAAAAUAGGCAUUUGAAAAACUUCAUUUUUUAAGGUUCAACGACGAGCCCAAGGCACGCUUCGUUCUUCUGGGAGGAACCCAAACCGAAGCGUUCCUCAGCCAAGUCGAACAUGAAGAACCUCUCCGGUCACACGCCGUUUACUUGGAUUUGAGCUCACAUGUCUCUGGGAUUGCUGGUAGUCGAAUCUUUUUUUUAAAAACCUAUUUUUUUUCUCUGCAGGUUCAAAGUGCUCCGCAGCACACAUUCGUUUUUUACUCACAUUUAUUGAUACUCACGGGAAAUUUUUCGGAAUUAACAACGUGAGUUAAAAAGAUAAGGUAUAUGACGGAAUAACCUGUGAAAAAAGUAACCACAGACAAAAAACCUAAUGGACCGGACAGCCAAAACAUGCCCUCGAGUCUGGUGAAAGGAUGCUCCACGGUUAGUUCAAAAAAAAUCCAAAUUUCUAGGAUUUUUUCAACUUAUUUUGAUUUUCUUGUUCAGUUCUUUUGAUUUAACUUUUGAGUUGAGAGAAAAUCUAGUUUAAAACAGAAUAGCAGUAACCAAAAUAUGCACAAAAUUGACAUCUGGAUCUCAUUCUACAGUCCAAAAACUCAUGUCUUUGCAGAAAUUCUUACUUUAGAAACAAUCUUUUAAAUCAAUUAUGUGACCUUUCACAGCUUUAUUUAUAAAAUUUAUGCCCUUUUCCUACAAAGAAAUUUAAAAAAAUCUUAAUUAGCCAUGGAGCACACGGACUCGAGCGCCUGUUGCGGCUGUUCUGUCCAGGUUUCUCUGUCUCGGUCUGACCAGUGGAAAUUUAUUCGGUAAACGGCUAUUCUGUCAUAUACCCGAAAAAUAUUCGAAGGAAAAUCCUUUUAAGAUUGAUUUCAGUUGAGUGAAGUUGAAAUAAACGUAGAAGGAGACGACAAGAAAUUAAAAUGGAUCGAUUCGGAAGGAAGAAAGAAGGCGCCGUCAUUCUACCGAAUUUUUGAAAACGAUUUUGAGCAACUUCAUCACCCACACACUCACAACGACUGCGCGUUCACUUUUUCGCAAAAUAGUCUGCGAGACUGCGUUUUGGUCGACAUCGGCGGUGCCCUGUGGCUCUGGUCGGAACAACCGGCUACAACUUUUGCCCUGAAAGUCGCUCAGAAGUACUGGGCUGGUCGUCGCGGACCAUCGUUCCUCGUUCAAAAGGGCGAUGAGCCAAACGGCUUCAAAGCUUUAUUUGUCCAUUGGCAGGACUGGGAGGAGAAUGUGCAGAAUAACUCUUCUUCUCCUAAGUCAUUAUCGGUACGGGAGCCCCGAAAUACUUCACUAGGCUUUUUUUCAGUCAGUAUUAGCUGAUCGACUCCGAACAUUCAACGUGAAAGAACUGCGGGAAAGAAAAGAAUUACCGGAAGGUAUGGACUUGAGGAGACUCGAGGAGUACCUAUCCGAAGACGAUUUUUUCAAGGUUAAACCGAAAAUUGGGUCCUCAAUAAAUUUCAUUUUUGAGGUAUUUCAUAUGGAUCGCGAAGAGUUCUUCUCGUUGCCACAGUGGAAGCAAAUAGAACUUCGCAAGCAAGUUGGACUGUUUUGA
Molecule: messenger RNA, 6367 nt
Organism: Caenorhabditis auriculariae
Lineage: Eukaryota; Metazoa; Nematoda; Chromadorea; Rhabditida; Rhabditidae
Source: the annotation of a GenBank genome assembly